AUGGCACCCUCAACGCCCAUGCAGGAUGGCCAGUCUGAUUCUUUACCUCCGACCAUCGCCGCUUUCUCCCCUUCUACCAUCUCCGGCUCAGCCCUAACCUCGCGGCAACGCUCCAGCGUCAUCGUGCAUCGCAAAUCACCACUGUUGGUGGCUACGCCGCCAUCCAUCACCAGGGCCCUCGCCUACUCCCACCCAUUCCUCUUACCACUGAAUAAACUCGUCGGCCUAUUAUCAUGGACAACAGGGGAUCCAUGGCAGAGCUUCCUAUUGGUAGCCACCUUCUGGACAGUGGUGCUAUACAGCGAUGCCAUCAUCCUCUGGGCGGGCCCGAUUCUCGUCGUCAUCAGCCUGAUCCUCGGCAUGUAUGGACGGCGCUAUUCACCCCUCUCAUCAACAACUUCCACAGGCGAAAAACACCCGGGGAAAACGUCGACAGAUACCACGACUCGCCAUCAAAAAAGCUUGGACGAUAUCGUUGAGACUCUGCGUACUUUCACAACGCGGUGUAAUAUCCUACUCGAACCUCUGCUCGAUUUGACCGAUUUCCUAUCCACACAACGCACAGCAACAUCCGCUACGACUCGUCCUGCGUUGACUGCUCUCUUCCUCCGUAUCCUAUUGGUGACGCCCAUCUGGAUCGCUUUAACUCUCCCUCCCUUUUACAUAAUUACCACCCGCCGCGUCGUGAUGAUCGUCGGCACUAUAAUUCUCACAUACCACUCGCGCCCGGCCCGAGUAUCCCGCGUCAUUCUCUGGCGCUCCCGUGCUGUACGCCGUCUAUGCGGCAUGAUCACCGGUCUUUCGGUGGCAGAUGGGCCGAGCGCGACAAAGACACAAGCCCAGGGCCAGGGUCAGGGCCAGGGUCUGAAUAUUGCGACUCGCCGGCGUGGAGAUGCUUCCGGGGUCCGAUUUACUUUUGUUGUGUACGAGAACCAACGGCGCUGGCUUGGAAUCGGGUGGACUUAUUCCUUGUUCCCGGCUGAACGGGGUGCCUGGACUGAUGAACACUUGAAUUCUGUUCCGGCGAAGGACUCGUUUGAACUUCCUGAUGUUCAGACUGGUGGUUCUAAGUGGCGCUGGGUGGAGGGAAGUGAGUGGCGCAUCGAAGGUGCGGAUAACUCUGCGAACGGCAAGGAUUCCAAGGCGUCUAAUGUUGAGGGAUGGAUCUACUAUGAUAAUAAGUGGAAUGACGGACGCCGUGGCCAAGAUGGCUGGGACCGAUAUACACGCCGAAGGAAGUGGUACCGCGACGCCGAACUCGUCGAACUCCAACAAGAAAACAACGAGACUUCUGAAGAAAACGUCUCAGCCUUAACCCAGGCCCUAGAAAAGGAAAAGGAAAAAGGAACCAACAAAGAGAAAGACUCCGAACAAGAACCCACCCCCAGCACCAGUGCCGGCCUUUCCAACUCCACACCUCUCAAAUCCCGCCGCCGACGCUGGUUCAGCAGCGGCAGUAAGGAAAAGGAUCGCGCCAGCAUUGGUGGCGCCGGCGGCGACGCUGGCGGAACCUCCGCUGCUGAUGUCGGUCGAUCUACCAGCUCGAAUCCGAAUGCGAAUUCGAAUGCGGCGCCUUCAGCGGACGGCCCUUCUUCGGACGGUAGUGCACGUGCCACACCCCCACGCCCGAUCAGCACCAAUUCUCGCAAACCGUCGCAUCAUAGUGGGCGCGAGGGAAGUGCUAUGACGAGCGAUAGCGCUAGUACUCGCGAAAAAGAGAUUGCUAGUUCGCAGGAUCGACUUGAUCGCUGGGGGAUGCGUGCUGCUGGUGGUACGGAGAGGGCGGAGCGGGAGUUUGGAUUGAGUGAUGAGGUGAAUAUGGGAUUGAGUUGA
Penicillium cosmopolitanum is the source of this 1833-nucleotide messenger RNA. Its product is annotated as PEX28-32 family peroxisomal membrane protein. Gene Ontology annotation, biological process: peroxisome organization. The coding region runs from base 1 to 1833 and encodes 610 amino acids. Lineage: Eukaryota; Fungi; Ascomycota; Eurotiomycetes; Eurotiales; Aspergillaceae. The record is from RefSeq and is a predicted model, not a curated record. Gene Ontology annotation, cellular component: peroxisomal membrane. The transcript is spliced from 2 exons.